CGAGUUACUUAGCGCCCUUUUUAACACCAUUGGCGCUAAAAUCAAAUUUCUUGAAAGAUGGUGAACUCAGGGACCAAAAGAUCAAGACAUUUUCGAUCGGAGAAAGAAAACAUUCCACAGAGCAAGAAGAGAGCAAAUGUUAAAAUCCGCCCGAAGAAGGAGUACACAUUUGCUGAUUUGGGGUGUGACUUGUUGUCGGAGAGUGGUAGUUCAGACUCCGAGAACUUGGAAAUCACACCAAGUGUCACCAGUACAGCCAAUGAAUCACUGUUAUUACAGGCCCCUCGAGUACUACAGAACAGCCAGAGAGACAACACACCAUCUCUAACGAGAACUGUAACACAAGCUUCAAAACAGGAGAAGUGUGAGGAGAAUAUACCUACAAAUCAUCUGGAAAUCCUAAAAGAUGAUGCAGGUUUGAAAAAUUAUGUCAGUCACUUGUCAGAUGAAAUGAUUCUGCGUAUUUUUCACUGGUUACCAAAAUUUACACUUGCCAAAUGUGCUCGAGUUUGUCGCCGCUGGAAUCGUGUUGUUGGAGAUAAAUCUUUAUGGAAAAGGAUUGAUCUGGCCAACAAAAGAGUGAAUACCAGCUGUCUGGGUCUACUGUUACACCGAGGUGUUAAUGUCCUCAGACUGACAAAAACAGAGAUAACAGAGGAUGGGUUUGACAGAUAUUGGAAGGGAGACAAAUCCGGGUUCCAGUCCCUACAGUACCUUGAUUUGAGUCUGUCAUCAGCCAGUACUGUUAUGAUGGGGCACCUGUUCUCCUCCUGUCAAAAUCUGAGGAAACUCAGUCUGGAGCUCUGUACGAUAGAUGAUAAUGUCGCCCAUUUGUUUGGCCAGAACAAGAAUCUACAGGUGUUAAAUCUUAGUAUGUGUGAGGGACUGACGACAUCAGGACUGGCGGCCAUCCUCUCUGGAUGUAGAAGGUUAACUUCCCUGAAUUUAGCUUGGACUGGUCUGAAGAGGCAGACUGUGGCCUACUUAUCCUUAUGUCUUCCCCCCACAGUACGAAAACUGAACCUAAGUGGGUGUCGAGAACACAUCACAGAUGAAGAGGUACUACAGCUGGUUAGAACCUGUCCUGACCUCACAGAACUUGAUCUCUCGGACUCCACGGUCAUCACUGGACUGUCCAUCUCGUACAUCAUGUCUCACCUGAACAAUCUCCAAUACCUGGCUCUCAGCAGGUGUUACAGACUCCCCUGUAACAACAUCAGAGAGUUGUCGUGUCACCCACGGCUGUCUGAAGUGGAGGUCUUUGGAAUGUUCCGUGACGGAACGAUGGAACAUCUCAAACAUGAAAUGAGGAACCUGGAACUGAAUCGAUACCCCUUCUCCAACAUUGCGAGGCCCACCACGGGGAUCAGAAUGACCUCUCUGUGGGGCCUGAGGGUAAGGGACAAUGCUGUAUGACGACCCAUAACUCAAUCAAGUGCCAAAUUCAGAGAGCAGCAAUAAAUAGUCAAUACACAUAUCAGCAUGUCUCAGGAAAGAAAGCUAUCUGUUCAAUUCUCAAUUUGUGUAAGUGAAUUAAAAUGGAAGAAAAAUAGAUGUUUUUUUAGGUUGUUGAGAGUGACAUAUAUACUGGGUCAUUGUUUAAAUGUCAGGAGAAUAUCUGAUGAGAACAUAAUGUCAGUGUGUGCUGUACUUAUUAUUUGUUACAUGAUGAAUCAAAAAGAAACAAGUAUUAACUUUUACUUACUGUUUCAAUAUUUGUUAGUAUGUACUGUGGAAUCAUCAUUGUUGAUGGGGUAUCAAUGCUCUUGGAUUUUGUGGGUGAUCCUUACAAAUUUACAUCCCCACAAACGAUAACAUUGUCAAUGUAUUGGUUCAAUUAAUCUUCUA
Saccostrea echinata is the source of this 1848-nucleotide messenger RNA. Its product is annotated as S-phase kinase-associated protein 2-like. Gene Ontology annotation, biological process: SCF-dependent proteasomal ubiquitin-dependent protein catabolic process. Bases 58 to 1416 code for a protein of 452 amino acids. Gene Ontology annotation, cellular component: SCF ubiquitin ligase complex. The record is from RefSeq and is a predicted model, not a curated record. The transcript has 11 exons. Gene Ontology annotation, molecular function: protein binding. NCBI's taxonomy places the organism in Eukaryota, Metazoa, Mollusca, Bivalvia, Ostreida, Ostreidae.